GUUUGGCGGCUAGGAGGAAAUAAACAAACGAGUGGAUGCUGAAGAAGAAGAAGAAGAAGAAGAGUAACUGACACAGAGCCGCUGCUCCUUCGUCCGCCGUGAUGACAACCAAGAGGCUGGACCCCUUUGAGGUGACGUGUGAGUGGGCGUCCUGCAACUUCAGGGGCUGCACCAUGGAGGAGCUGAGCGACCACAUGUCGUUGCACAUGAAGGAUUUCCUGGGAGACAGCGACGCCCUGGAGGAGCUGGAUGAGUAUGCCUGUCUCUGGAAAGGAUGUGAAUUCCUAUCGAUGGGUAGUCCCACGGAGCUGGAGGUCCACGCUUACUUUCACAACUACCACGGGAAGCUCAAGUUCGUGGGCUCCCAGCUGCUCCAGUCCCGUCCCGACCUGCCCAGCUGCAACCAGGGUUUACACAGCAACAACCUGGUUCCUGAAGGAUCAGAAGGAUACGUCUGCCAGUGGGAGAACUGUGAUUGUUCAUUCAACAACCCUGAGUGGUUCUACCGACAUGUGGACAAUCACAUCCAAAGUGCCGAGUUGCAGUCGUUCUCACAACAACAGCAGGCUCUCUUCUGCCACUGGGCAGGCUGCGACGCUUUCUUCAAGAUCCGGUACCGACUGCGGGAACACAUGCGGAGCCACACUCAGGAGAGAGUUGUCGCCUGUCCCACGUGCGGCAGCAUGUUCUCCAGCAACACCAAGCUGUUCGACCACCUCCACCGGCAGGCCGAGCCAAUGGAUUCGCUUGUUUGUGAACAUUGUGGCAAAGCUUUUUCCAGCGAGAGACUUUUGAGGGAUCACGUUCGUCAGCAUGUGAAUCAGGUCAAGUGUCCCUUCUGUGACAUGACCUGCACGACCUUGGCAGCUCUGAAGAUCCACAUCCGCUUCCGUCACUGUGACGAGCGGCCGUUCCCGUGUGACUUCUGCGACAAAAGAUUCAAGAACCAACAAGAUCUCCAGAAGCACACCGAGGUCCACAACGAGGGGACGGUGUACCGCUGCACGGUCGAGGGUUGUGAUUAUACUUGUCUCACGUUUCAAACCAUGGCUCACCACUUGAAGAGAGCACACGAGGUCGGGGGGAUGUCCAAGUACAAGUGUCACAUUUGUGAUAAGGUCUUCUCGUGGUGUUACACUCUCACACUUCACCUCCGUAAAAAGCACGAGCUGAAAUGGCCGUCUGGACAUUCACGCUUUAGAUACAGGAAGGAUGUAGACGGCUUCUUGAAACUAAACAUGGUGCGAUUUGAGACUGUGGAGGUGACGAAGGAGAUUAUGAAGAACAUGGCCAAAAAACCUCAGAGCCUCCGGAAAAAUCUACGGACGAGGAUUCGGACCAAGAGGGCCGCGGCGAUGCCAGAGAGCGGCCGCAGCUCGCCGGCAGGUUCCUCCUCGCCCUCCUCCAGCUCCUCGUCCUCGUACUCGUCGGAGGAGGACACCUCGGCUCAGCCCAGCCCCAGAGGCAGCGAGUCCCCCCUCUACUGUGUGAUGAGCACCAUCCCUCACAUCGAGGACGAGCCCGGAGGAUUCUCUCAGGAGGACUGUGAUGCCGGCGGGACGUCCGGAGCCGUCAAGGCCUUGACCGAGGUCGCCAGGGGCCUCGGCAUGGACGUGGUGUGAUCGCCCCACUUUGGAUGGUGUGAAAUCAAACCACGUCAUUAUAGAUUUGGCUGUGAAGCUAUCAGUCAUCACUGGAACUGAUAUGUGUGUGAUGUGACGUUGAGAUGGUUCUUCUCACCGCAGGUUUUUAGUGGAACACAGUUUCACUGUAGCAGCUCUUAUUAACUCUACUGCCUCACUACGCUUUGUGACGUCUUGUGUGUUAAACAAGCCGACAGAGUUAUCAUGAAUGAGUGAACAGCACUGCUAAGCUUCUUCUGUGAGCUGUUCACACAGCAGCCUCCGUUUGUUGUGAAUUAUUCCCUGAUGUUGAACAUGAGUAUUUCAGAGGAUCUUAUUUUUUGUAGCCUUUUAAUGUUGCAUAAUUUUAUUGAUAUACAUUUUAAAUACAUUUUUGACACAAACGCAACAUUUACAUGUGUUUUUUGUUUUACUCCUGUAGCCCUGUAUUCAGAUGAGAGAGAUUUACACAUAUUUUAAAAACCUUAUCUUCCUCCCAAAUAUGAGCAUUGAUUCCACCUGGAUGUUCCGUGUUUUGCUGAAUAUAUGAAGGCCUUAUCUUUAUAACUUUAUAUAUAAAUAUAACUUGAAAAAUGUAAAAACCCAUUCAUCUGAAUUUAUUUGAUCAUUUAACCAAUUUAGCGAUGAAACAAAUUGUGUCCGAAUGAACAAGAAGCUGCCGAAAUGAAUCUAAAGAACUUCUUACAAUCCAGUGAGCUUUAUUAGGAACCUUGAUCGGCUUCUUAAAGCUGCUUAAAGAGCGUCUCCUCAAGUAUUAUUUAAAAGCUUCCAGUGACCAGGGUAUUCAGCAGACACAAUGUAUAAAGACGAGUGGUUGUUGUUAUGGGAGAAGCUGCUCUCCUCCUUCCUCCUCAGAGUGCAGACUCUGCGCCCCAUGUGCCAGAAAGCCAGAGCGAGGGCACGGCCGUGUGUGGAGGCGGAGGCGACGGCUUUGGUGACGGGUCCCAUCCUCUGACGUACGCAGCCUCCUGCCUCCUCAGAACCAGAGGCACAAACAGAGAUGGAGCAAAGAAACC
This is a messenger RNA of Pleuronectes platessa (European plaice), 2659 nucleotides long. RefSeq lists its product as uncharacterized. The record is from RefSeq and is a predicted model, not a curated record. Gene Ontology annotation, molecular function: RNA polymerase II cis-regulatory region sequence-specific DNA binding; DNA-binding transcription factor activity, RNA polymerase II-specific. Gene Ontology annotation, biological process: regulation of transcription by RNA polymerase II; anatomical structure development. NCBI's taxonomy places the organism in Eukaryota, Metazoa, Chordata, Actinopteri, Pleuronectiformes, Pleuronectidae. The coding region runs from base 102 to 1622 and encodes 506 amino acids. The transcript is spliced from 10 exons.